This is a messenger RNA of Trichomycterus rosablanca, 1086 nucleotides long. RefSeq names its product somatostatin receptor 1a (gene sstr1a). Lineage: Eukaryota; Metazoa; Chordata; Actinopteri; Siluriformes; Trichomycteridae. The transcript has a single exon. Gene Ontology annotation, molecular function: neuropeptide binding; somatostatin receptor activity. The record is from RefSeq and is a predicted model, not a curated record. The coding region runs from base 1 to 1086 and encodes 361 amino acids. Gene Ontology annotation, cellular component: neuron projection; plasma membrane. Gene Ontology annotation, biological process: neuropeptide signaling pathway; cellular response to estradiol stimulus.
AUGUUGAGCAACAGCACAUUCCUGGAUGAAGACUUGUUUAAUUCAUCAGGAAACGAAACGCUCGGUGAUGCUCACGAAGGUGCGAUCCUUAUCUCCUUUAUUUACUCGGUGGUGUGCCUGGUCGGACUCUGUGGUAACUCCAUGGUCAUCUAUGUCAUUUUCAGGUACGCAAAAAUGAAAACUGCGACAAACAUUUACAUUUUAAACUUGGCGAUUGCAGACGAGCUGCUGAUGCUCAGUGUGCCCUUCUUGGUCACAUCGUCACUGCUCCGCCACUGGCCGUUCGGUUCGUUUUUGUGUCGCUUGGUGCUGAGCGUGGAUGCCAUCAACAUGUUUACCAGUAUUUACUGCUUAACUGUGCUCAGCAUCGACCGGUACAUCGCCGUAGUGCACCCCAUCAAAGCUGCGCGCUAUAGAAGACCUACAAUCGCCAAAAUGGUCAACUUAUGCGUGUGGAUGUUCUCUAUCCUGGUCAUCUUACCUAUCAUUAUAUUUUCCACCUCCACUCCAAACUCGGACGGCUCUGUGGCUUGUAACAUGCAGAUGCCCGAGCCGCAGCGCAGGUGGCUUGCUGUGUUCGUGAUUUAUGCCUUUCUCAUGGGUUUCCUUUUCCCCGUGCUGGCCAUCUGUAUGUGUUAUGUGCUGAUCAUAUGCAAAUUGAGAGUGGUGGCACUGAAAGCAGGCUGGGAGCAGCGUAAAAAGUCCGAGAGGAAGAUCACGCUCAUGGUGAUGAUGGUGGUGACAGUGUUUUUGAUUUGCUGGAUGCCAUUUCACGUCGUGCAGCUGGUAAACGUGUUCGUGGAGAGGCACGAUCCCACGCUUAGUCAGCUGGCAGUGAUUUUGGGCUAUGCCAACAGUUGCGCCAAUCCCAUUCUUUACGCCUUCCUCUCAGACAACUUUAAACGCUCUUUCCAGAGGAUUUUAUGCCUUCGAUGGAUGGGUGGCAUGGCGGAGGAGCCUAUAGACUACUAUGCCACUGCGCUUAAAAGUCGUGGGUACAGUGUGGACGAGUUUCAACCGGACAAUCUGGAGUCGGGCAGCGCGUACAGAAACGGAACUUGUACAUCCAGGACUACCACACUGUAG